Archocentrus centrarchus (flier cichlid) is the source of this 2142-nucleotide messenger RNA. RefSeq names its product bestrophin-3. The record is from RefSeq and is a predicted model, not a curated record. Gene Ontology annotation, molecular function: chloride channel activity. The coding region runs from base 10 to 1953 and encodes 647 amino acids. NCBI's taxonomy places the organism in Eukaryota, Metazoa, Chordata, Actinopteri, Cichliformes, Cichlidae. The transcript has 13 exons.
AGUCUCAGGAUGACCGUCACUUAUUCCAGUAAAGUCGCCAACGCGACCUUCUUCGGUUUCCACCAGCUGCUGCUGCGCUGGAGGGGGAGCAUCUACAAGCUGCUGUAUCGAGAGUUCAUCCUGUUUGCGCUGCUCUACACUGUUCUCAGUGUCGUAUACAGGAUUGUCCUGUCCGAGGAUCAGAGGAGACUGUUUGAGAAACUUUCCAUGUACUGUGACAAAUACGCCGAGCAGAUCCCCGUCACCUUCGUCCUGGGCUUUUAUGUGACUCUGGUGGUGAAUCGAUGGUGGAAUCAGUUCGUUAACCUGCCCUGGCCGGACAGACUCAUGUUCCACAUCUCCAGUUGUGUUCAGGGUAAAGAUGAAUAUGGCCGCCUGCUGCGCCGGACAUUGGUACGUUACGUUAACCUGACGUCGCUCCUCAUCUUCCGCUCCGUCAGCACCGCUGUCUGCAAACGCUUCCCGACCAUGGAUCACGUGGUCGAGGCAGGUUUCAUGACCCCUGAGGAGAGGAAGGUGUUUGAGAACAUUCGUUCUCCUCAUCUGAAGUACUGGAUCCCUGUCGUCUGGUUCUCCAACCUGGCGUCUAAAGCUCGGCAGGAAGGACGCAUCCAAGACAGCAUCGACCUGCAGAACAUUCUCAAUGAAAUGAAUCGGUUCAGGACCUGGUGUGCGACUCUUUUUGGCUACGACUGGGUCGGCAUCCCUCUGGUUUACACGCAGGUCGUCACCCUCGCUGUCUACACCUUUUUCUUCGCCUGUCUGAUUGGUCGACAGUUUCUUGACCCCACCUGUGGUUACCAAGGUCAUGACCUUGACCUUUACGUCCCAAUCUUCACCCUCCUGCAGUUCUUCUUCUACUGCGGCUGGCUGAAGGUUGCAGAACAGCUGAUCAACCCGUUUGGCGAAGACGAUGAUGACUUCGAGGCAAACUGGAUCAUCGACAGGAACCUUCAGGUGUCUCUCCUGGCAGUGGAUGAGAUGCACAUGAACAUGCCUCACAUGACCAAAGACAUUUACUGGAACGACUCUGAUGCGCGCCCUCCGUACACGCUGGCUGCAGCCGACUACUGCAUCCCCUCAUUUCUCGGCUCCACCACCGACAUGGGCCUCUCGGACAUCCUGCAGCUUGACGACAAUGACGUUUGUCACGACUAUCAGCGCCAACAGGACUAUGUGUUGCCUCGGCGCCAAGAGUCGGUUUUGGGUCGAGUCCGCCGUCUGCUUAGUGUUCAGGAACCUCCUGACCUUCGACCUCCUCGACCCAUCUUUAAACGACACAGCAGUGAUGCAACUGGCAGUUUCUUCCCAGACAUCAGGGUCAAUGCGGGUCCAGAGGUUAUUGUUCCACCCUCCUCGCUGGUCAUGUCUCAACCUUCCAUGGACACCUUGUCCACCUUAAGAGAGGUCAACAGCAACCCACCCUCACCUGAAAGCUCCAUUUCUGUUUUUCCCCAGCUCGUCAUAAGCCCACCAUUAUGUGGUGAUGUCUGUUACAAUGUGGAUCCUUGUACCAAACCUCAGAAUGGCCUUGAUCCUUUCCCCACCAAUGAAGCACCAAGUUUGGAAACCCUAAGGACUGAUUCCACAGUCUGUUGUUCCCCCACUCAGCUUGGGCCCAAGGAAUUUCGCUGGACGACUGUCAAUGGCCAGAACUGUCAGCCAAUCAAACCUCGGGGGCGUCAGUUCUCACUUCAGUUCUCCAGGCAGACUUCAAAGGCAUCGGUCCGCAGCUUGCCAAGUCCUAAGGGACUUGGGAGGCGGAGGCAAGGCCUGGCUCGAUUCCAGUCCCGGCGAUCCCCUGGUCCAACCCCAGACACUCUGCAUCUCCCCGACCCUGAUCACGAUUUCCAGGGAAUGAUAGGGACUCAGGAGGAUGAGAAGGAAGAAACCAGUGACAAUGAUGAGCUCAAAAACACCAAAUUCCAAUCAGAAAAUUCGGAAAAGAAGUAAGAACCAGUCACAACAUCAUUCAGUCAGACCAAACAGAGCAACAGGAAUACCCACAAUGCCUAAGGGGAAGGCUCUUUAAUUUUGUUGUGUUGAAACAAAAAUUCUUGGAAAACACGAAAUGCAUAACCUCUGAAAGGAUGUCUUUAGCCCAGGUUUUUGGGUUUACCAAUUGUUACCACCAUGGUCAAU